This is a messenger RNA of Raphanus sativus (radish), 792 nucleotides long. RefSeq names its product protein SMALL AUXIN UP-REGULATED RNA 51. The transcript has 2 exons. NCBI's taxonomy places the organism in Eukaryota, Viridiplantae, Streptophyta, Magnoliopsida, Brassicales, Brassicaceae. Gene Ontology annotation, biological process: response to auxin. Bases 130 to 456 code for a protein of 108 amino acids. The record is from RefSeq and is a predicted model, not a curated record.
AUUCCAUAAGCCCCCCCUCUCGCUAUUCACACUCACCCUUCAUAGUAAAAGCAACAAACAGGGAAGACUGGGAAGUGUUUGAAACUCAAAUCAAGUACAAACAUUUCAUUUUGGAAGAACUUGGAAAAUAUGGCGAUGAAAAAAACAAGCAAGCUAACACAAACGGCGAUGAUCAAGCAAAUCUUGAAGAGAUGCUCGAGUUUGGGGAAGAGACAGAGUAAUGUGUACAGCGAGGAUGAAAACGGACAACCUCUUGACGUACCUAAAGGACAUUUCGUCGUCUACGUUGGAGAGAAUCGAGUCAGGUACGUUGUACCCAUUUCGGUUUUGACCCGACCCGAAUUUCAGCUUCUUCUCCAACAAGCAGAGGAAGAGUUUGGUUUCGACCACGACAUGGGUCUCACUAUCCCUUGUGAAGAAGUCGUUUUCCGAUCUCUCACCUCUAUGCUCCGAUGAACAUAUCUUUUAGGGUUUUGUUUCUUCUUUUUCUAAAAUAAUAUAUCUCAAAUCGUUAGUUAGGGUGAGAGAGGAAGCUGCUAAGUAAAUGCUUCUCUGUUUCAGCAAAAUAAGUUUUAUAUGUUUUGGCUAAAAUGGGUUUAGAGUUGUAACUUGUAUUAGAGUGAGACCUAACCCUAAUUAGAGAAACCCAAUGAGAAUGAGUUACUAUUUUUGGUUCUCUUCUCAGAUCUGUAGAAAACCCAAAAACAAAAAAAAAAUCAGGUGUAUAUCACUCUCUUGGCGGUGUAAUUGAUGAAUGUGUACCCUGUGAGAAAGAUUUUUUUUUGUGAGAAA